AUGGCAGAUAAGAAUAAGCUUUUACCCUGGCCGUUACUACCAUAUUCGGCUAGCCUUUUAAAUCACGUCUGGUACAGUCAGCUCGCAUUAAAUACUAGGCUACUGGAAAGUAUGAAAAUGCCAGCUAGAACUUCUGGUUUUGCCAUCAGCGACAUUUUGGAAUUGAACGAUGCAAAACCGUCGCAAGAUGAACCAGAUGUGCAAGGUACCACGACGGUUUUACCGUCGGCUACCGACAUGCCGUCGGCUUACCAACAAUUUCUGGAGCACACAACCGCCAUGCUACAACCUAUGCACGCUAAUCUAAACAGGGGUACGCUGCCACCGCCUCCACCUGGAUUAUUAGGAUGGACAACUGGACCGGCAUUACCAACAACGUUACCUCAACCCUUGGAGGAGGUGAAUGUUCUUCAACAACCGGACUCGACGAGCCCGGCGAUCUCGGACAUGUCGUUCCCGUCACAACAGGAGAACAGUCAUGAGUCAUCGAAGGACGAAGAGUCGCAGGAUUUCGAGGACGAGCAACAGACUGGCAACGAGACGUCGCAGCCUCACGAGACCGAGCACAAGAAACGCAAGCGACGCGUACUAUUUUCCAAGGCGCAGACUUACGAGCUAGAGCGACGUUUCCGUCAACAGCGUUAUUUGAGCGCGCCCGAGCGAGAGCACUUGGCCUCUAUCAUUCGCCUCACGCCGACGCAGGUGAAAAUCUGGUUCCAAAAUCACAGGUACAAGACGAAGAGGGCGGCGAGUGAACGUGUGGAAGCCGGCGGCAGCGGCUGCUCGCCCAGAAGAGUCGCCGUGCCAGUGCUGGUGAGAGAUGGCAAACCUUGCCAAUCCAAGCUGAUGGAACCUACUGCAUAUCCCGGAAGCGGCCAGGUCCCUAUGGCGCCAUAUAUACCACAAAAAUAUUGGUGGUAA
This is a messenger RNA of Cyphomyrmex costatus, 921 nucleotides long. RefSeq names its product homeobox protein Nkx-2.8. The transcript is spliced from 4 exons. NCBI's taxonomy places the organism in Eukaryota, Metazoa, Arthropoda, Insecta, Hymenoptera, Formicidae. Bases 1 to 921 code for a protein of 306 amino acids. Gene Ontology annotation, biological process: cell differentiation; regulation of transcription by RNA polymerase II. Gene Ontology annotation, molecular function: DNA-binding transcription factor activity, RNA polymerase II-specific; RNA polymerase II cis-regulatory region sequence-specific DNA binding. Gene Ontology annotation, cellular component: nucleus. The record is from RefSeq and is a predicted model, not a curated record.